This is a messenger RNA of Cadophora gregata, 1131 nucleotides long. RefSeq lists its product as uncharacterized. The record is from RefSeq and is a predicted model, not a curated record. Bases 1 to 933 code for a protein of 310 amino acids. Lineage: Eukaryota; Fungi; Ascomycota; Leotiomycetes; Helotiales; Ploettnerulaceae. The transcript has 6 exons.
AUGACUUCAGGCCCAGUCGAGCAGAUUACAUUCCGCACUGCUAUUGCUGCUGUAAACUCUACAGACCAUCUUCGAGUCUACUUUCAAGAUGUCAGUGGUGGUAUUCGUGAGAGCAGUUACGAAGAUGGUUGGAGUGGAGGAGUAAAUGUCCUUUCCAAGGGGAAACGCAACUCUCCCAUUGCUGCCGCUUUCAAGGGUCUUGAUAACAUCCGUCUCUACUUCCUCUCAUCGGACAAUACGCUCCGUGAAUUCGCUUACGACUCCAAUGUCGGGUGGUAUGAUGGCCCACUCAACAAUUUGAACUUCGCCGUAGCUCCCUACUCUCAGAUUGCCGCCACCGCUUUACUCGCUAACAAGGACCUUACCAUUCGUGUCUAUGUCCAACUCGCCGACAACACUAUUCAAGAGUAUGGAUGGGACAAUGCUACCAGUGGUUGGCAGAAGUUCGUCAACUUGGGAUCUGCGCUUCCUGGCACCAGCAUCGCCGUCACUUCAUAUAAAGGACCGUCAGGACUGAGUAUCAGACUCUACUUCCAAAAGCCAGACCGCUCAAUCACCGAACUCUGCCACGAUGCCCAAUCAACCUGGUACACAGGAGCCCUCUCCAUCCCCGCAUCCUCCACCACCCCUCGUGCAUCCCUAGCCUGCACCAACUUCAACGACACCGAAUCCAGCAUCAGCCUCCGCCUCUACUAUUCUUCUCCACGCAACAGUAUUCUUGAGAAGGGAUUUGAUGGUGAUGGUUGGUAUGAUGGCGCUUUUGAAGAGUCGACUAUUCCUGGCUCGAGGAUUGCAGCUAUUUCGUGGCAAGAUGGAGGCGAGAUUCAGAUCAGAAUUUACUUCCAGAAGGGAGAACAUGUCACGGCUGUUAGCGAGUGGGUUUGGAGUGGGGCUGGAUGGACUCCGGGUAUGGCUGCUCUGCCGCCUGCUUGAAAUGCUCGGGAAGUAUAAGCCGAAGGGUAUUGUUGCUGAGGUUAUCUCUUUGCUGCGAUUUGUUGCUUUCUGGUCGUCUCCUUUAUUAUCAUUUGUCUUUCCCCAAACAAUCACGCCCGAGUCUGGGUCUUACUGCCGAUAUUUCUUAUUGAUAUGUUUUGGAUUUUAGUUAUUGAGUAGGUCAAUCAUUUAGUAGCC